Messenger RNA from Pseudocercospora fijiensis CIRAD86, 1487 nucleotides. RefSeq lists its product as uncharacterized. The coding region runs from base 1 to 1389 and encodes 462 amino acids. The transcript has 3 exons. Gene Ontology annotation, cellular component: proteasome regulatory particle, base subcomplex. Gene Ontology annotation, molecular function: proteasome-activating activity; ATP binding; ATP hydrolysis activity. Gene Ontology annotation, biological process: proteasome-mediated ubiquitin-dependent protein catabolic process. Lineage: Eukaryota; Fungi; Ascomycota; Dothideomycetes; Mycosphaerellales; Mycosphaerellaceae. The record is from RefSeq and is a predicted model, not a curated record.
AUGUCGACGCUCGAGGAUCUGGAUGAUAUGGAGCGCGAUGGCAAGAAGGAGGAAAACAACGACGACAAGAACAAGAAGAAUGAGGGAAAUGGCGACGCAGAUAUGAAGGAUGCUGAAGACAAGAAGGACGAGGAGAAGGAAGAAGAAAUGAUUGACGCCGAGAUCCUCAACAGCAGCACACGCGACAUCGUGGCCCGGCGGCGACUGCUCGAAAACGACACGCGCAUCAUGCGCAGCGAGUUCCAGCGGCUGACACACGAGAAGCAGUCUAUGCAGGACAAGAUCAAGGACAACGUCGACAAGAUUGAUAACAACCGCCAGUUACCGUAUCUCGUCGGCAAUGUGGUCGAGAUCUUAGAUCUAGACGUGACUGCAGAGGCGGCCGAGGAGGGUGCCAACAUCGAUCUGGAUGCCACGAGGGUCGGCAAGUCAGCAGUCAUCAAGACAUCCACCAGGCAAACCAUCUUCCUCCCACUUAUCGGUCUGGUCGACCACGAGAAGCUGAAGCCCGGUGAUCUUAUUGGUGUCAACAAGGACUCAUAUCUCAUUCUCGACACACUGCCUGCUGAAUAUGACAGCAGAGUCAAGGCGAUGGAGGUCGACGAGAAGCCGACUGAGAAGUACACAGAUGUUGGUGGACUGGACAAGCAGAUCGAGGAAUUGGUGGAAGCCGUCGUCUGGCCGAUGAAGGAGGCCGAGCGCUUCAAGAAGAUCGGCAUCAAGGCGCCGAAAGGCGCCCUCAUGUACGGACCACCCGGCACUGGAAAGACGCUUCUCGCUCGAGCUUGCGCCGCUCAAACCGAAGCCACCUUUCUCAAACUCGCAGGCCCACAACUCGUGCAGAUGUUUAUUGGAGACGGCGCAAAACUUGUGCGUGACUGCUUCGCCCUGGCAAAAGAGAAGGCGCCAUCCAUCAUCUUCAUUGACGAGUUGGAUGCCGUGGGAACGAAGCGAUUCGACAGCGAGAAGAGCGGAGAUCGUGAAGUGCAGAGAACCAUGUUGGAAUUGCUGAACCAGCUGGACGGUUUCGCAUCAGAUGAUCGGAUCAAGGUGCUGGCGGCGACGAACAGAGUGGAUGUGCUCGAUCCUGCGCUUCUGCGAUCUGGUCGUCUCGACAGGAAGAUCGAGUUUCCACUGCCGAAUGAGGAGGCGCGAGCACAGAUUCUGCGAAUCCACAGCAGAAAGAUGACCGUGGACGAGGGGGUCAACUGGCCUGAGUUGUCGCGGAGUACAGAUGAAUUCGGUGGUGCUAUGCUGAAGGCCGUAUGUGUGGAAGCUGGUAUGAUUGCAUUGAGGAGUGGCCAGAGCAAGAUUUCACAUGAGCAUUACGUCGAUGCUAUUGCGGAAGUGCAGGCCAAGAAGAAGGACACGGUCAACUUCUACGCAUAGACGAAGCAUUGCAUGGUCCUCGAGACCGAACCCUACGAUAGAGCAUGUACACUACCUGCAACGAUUACCGUCAGUCGAUCGUUCGAAGACUGAAAUUG